Messenger RNA from Stylophora pistillata, 630 nucleotides. Its product is annotated as craniofacial development protein 2-like. NCBI's taxonomy places the organism in Eukaryota, Metazoa, Cnidaria, Anthozoa, Scleractinia, Pocilloporidae. The record is from RefSeq and is a predicted model, not a curated record.
AUGGGUAUUAAUAAAACCCACUGGACGGGACAAGAAAAAAUGCAACUUGCAGAGGGCGAAACUAUUAUUUACUCCGGAAGAAAUGAUGACAACCAUAGGGAGGGAGUUGGCAUACUGAUGUCAAAACAUGUAACAAGAUCUCUAAUAGAAUGGACUCCGAUCAGCGAAAGGGCUACUCAAGCCAGAUUAUAUUCCAGAUACAUUAAACUUAUUAUCAUCCAUAUAUAUGCACCCACUGAAGAUGCAGAUGAACAGAUGAAAGAUGAGUUCUAUGGGAGGCUACAGGAUGUGAUAGACAGUGUCAAUGAGCAUGGCAUGCUAAUAGUAACGGGGGAUAUGAAUGCUAAGGUUGGAAACGAUAACUGGGUCUACGAAAGUGUGAUGGGCAAACACGGGCUGAGGCAAAGAAAUGAUAAUGGAGAGAGGCUUUGCGAUAUUUGUGAUACGAAUGAACUAGGUUUAACAGGAACAUUGUUUCCACAUAAGACCAUUCAUAAAGCAACGUGGGUUUCCCCAAGUGGGAAUACCAUAAACAAGAUAUACCACGUACGAAUUAGCAGGCGAUUCAGGAAUUCAGUGAAGGAUACGAGAGUAUACAGGUCGGCAGAUAUCGGAAGCGAAAACCAUCUU